CUCACCUGCACUCCUCCGAUUCCCACUCCUCUUAUUCCCACUCCUUCCAUGCCCACUUCUCCAACUCCCAUUGCCACUCCCACUCUGAUGUUCACUCCUACCUACUCCUACUGCUACUUUUUCUUGUUAUUAUGCCUGUCAUUCCUCACAUAAUGCCUCUUUAAGACAUCACUCACUCUCUCUGUUUCAGUGGUGUGUUGUGCAACAUCAUAUUUCUGUGCCAUAUUUCUAUUGUAUUAAGUUUUCAUAGUAGGCCGCUUCAAUUCACCAACGAGCAGUACACAAAAACUCCACUGUGAAAAGGAAAUGCUGGCCUUGAUUUGCUGAAAUGGUACUGGUCCAUUGGUACUGUGCCAUUAAUAUUACAGACACUGUCAUUAUUAUAGACCAAUAUUUGUUGCUGUUAUUGUAAUAAUAUGUUUUGAAGGGAGGAUGAUAAGUUACCCCUGAGAUAUUUCUGUUUUAUGAUUGUUUAUGGCAUUUCAUAUCUUGAAAGUAUCAAUGGAUACACAUGUUCUUGCAGCAUUAGGUACAAAUGUUGAUGAGGACCAUUUGUAUGCAAGCUCUUUGAUAUUGUGGGCUUUCCUGCCAUGUCCUAGUAGUAGAACACUUUCCUAUCUGCUGUUUCAUUGGUAUGUAAAAGGGCAAAUUUUGCAAGUGUGAAGUUAGCUUGAGAAACAGCUCAGAACCAAGUCAAAAUCUUCAUGGCAAAAUAUAAUAGUGACCCAAGAUCAACAAAUUCUUAGUUGGCAGCAGCUGCUCUGUCACGACUGGAUCGCGCCAGUGCGCUCUUCGGAGAUCAUGCUGUCCGAGAUCAAGACACUGCUAACGGCGCACCAUGUGCUAAACAUGCUGCUGGCCUCCUCUUUCCUGGUGUUCAAGUACACACCAGUGGUGUGCGAGUUUGUGUUCCCGGGCCCGGAGCCGUGCGAGCUGUCCGAUAAUGAAAGCAAACUGCUGUUCUUCGUCGCUGUCGUCAUUUGGGCAAAGACCAAGAAGACGGGAGCUCGCGGCGUGUUACCGUACCUGAGCACCACUUAUACCUACCUGAAGCUGCUCAGCUUGGUGCUCUGGUUCUACUCAGAUCCCGUCAAAGGCGUCAUCUACCUGGUGUUGGCGACCAUGGUGUACGUGUGGUUCCCGGAGCCCGUCUCGACCGUGCCCGAGCGGGUCACCUACUUCUCCUACCAGGAGCUUGAGGACACGUUGGCCGAGCAGCGUAACAUGGUCUUCUUCGUCUGCUUCUUCGCCACCUGGUUUCCGUCUUCCGUCAAUUUCGCCAACGUCUUCUCCAGGCUGUCCGGCACGUACGCGCUGGACAACCUGGUGUUCGGCAAGGUGGACGUGACGCGCCACCCGGACGCCGCCCAGAAGUACCGCAUCAGCACGUCCAGCUUCAGCCGGCAGCUGCCGACUGUGGUGCUGUUCGAUGGCGGCGAGGAGGUCAGCCGGCGGCCUGGCUUCGACGAGCGCGGCCGCCUGGUGCCCUUCACCUUCAGCGAGGAUAACGUCGUCGCUGCGUUUGAUCUGAACAACGUGCACAAGAAAUGCAAGGACGAGCUGCCCAGGUUCAGGAAGAUCGAGGCGAAGAAGACCAAGUAGUGCCUGGUGUCUGUGG
Pollicipes pollicipes is the source of this 1618-nucleotide messenger RNA. RefSeq names its product thioredoxin-related transmembrane protein 2 homolog. Lineage: Eukaryota; Metazoa; Arthropoda; Thecostraca; Pollicipedomorpha; Pollicipedidae. The transcript has 6 exons. Bases 802 to 1602 code for a protein of 266 amino acids. The record is from RefSeq and is a predicted model, not a curated record.